UUGUGCUCGCUGCAGCCACCGGUGGGGGUUAGCACCGAAAGCGAUUAUGCGGCUGUUGGGCCUGCUGCUGUGUUCGGCGGCGCUGCUGGCUGCGGCGGUGCCCGGCUGCCGGGCUGCGCGCAUCCUGGGCCUGUUCCACUUCCAGGGCCGCAGCCACUGGGCCAUGGUGGAGCCGCUGCUGCAGCAGCUCGCCGCCAGGGGGCACAACCUCACCGUCGUGUCGCACUUCCCGCAGAAGAGCCCGCCGCCCAACUACCGCGACGUCAGCAUCCGCGGCUCGGUGCCGACCAUCGUCAACAACCUCACCGUCGACUUCGUGCGCAGCCUCAAUGUGGUGUUCUUCAUGUGGCAGAACACCUACGACUACUGCGAGAACAUCUUCGAACAUCCCGGACUGACUGAAAUCUUGACGACGAACGAGAAGUACGAUCUCAUAAUGACGCAGGUGUUCGGGGCUGACUGCUUCGCCGGCUUCCUGCACCGCUUCCGGGGCACGCCCGUGGUGAGCCUGACGACGAGCGUGAUGCUGCCCUGGAGCAACACUCGCAUGGCCAACCCGGACCACCCGGCCUACAUCCCCAACUACUACCUGCCGUACGGCCCGCGAAUGAGCUUCACCGAGCGGCUCGUCAACACAAUCGCCACGGUCGCCACCAACGUCGGCUUCGACUACUACUCCGCCAGCCUGGUGGACCGCCUCAACAGGCGAUAUUUCGGCAAGGGGAUUCCCAGGACGGCGGACUUGGUGACAAACACGAAUCUGAUGCUGGUGAACAGUCACUUCAGCAUCAACCACCCGCGGCCCUUCGUCCCCAACGUAGUGGAAGUCGGCGGAAUGCACAUCCCCAGCAAGCCUAAGAAACUGCCAGAUGAUAUGAAGCGGUUCCUGGACGGGGCCCCGGAAGACGUGGGCGCCGUGCUGUUUACGUUCGGCUCGCUGGUGCGGACGGAGACGAUGCCGCUGCAGAAGCUGGUGGCCUUCGUAGCCGCGUUCAGGCAGCUGGCCCCGCAGCGCUUCAUAUGGAAGGUGGACGCGACUGCCCUCGCCGAACUGGGACUCACCGUCUCCGACAACGUUUACACGGCCAACUGGGUGCCGCAGUUCGACGUGCUCAGCCACCCCAAGAUGCGGGCGUUCAUCUCCCACGGCGGCCUCAUGGGGACGCUGGAGGCGGUGCACUGCGGAGUGCCGGUGCUGGGGAUCCCGCUGUUCGCCGACCAGAAGCUCAACGUGCCCAACAUGGUGCGCCACGGCGUCGCCAUGCAGUUCGAGCUGGACUACGUCAACACCGACCUGCUCGUCUACGCGCUGCGCAGGAUCACCGCGCCGGGGUCAAAGUACCGGCUGCGCGCCAAAGAGCUGUCGUGGCAGUUCCGCGACCGGCCGCGGACGCCCCUGGAGGAGGCGGUGUACUGGACGGAGUACGUGCUGCGGCACCGCGGCGCGCUCCACAUGCGGCCCGCCUCGCUGCGGCUCAGCUGGUACCAGUACCUGCUGCUCGACGUGCUCGCCUUCAUCGCCUGCACCUUCUGCCUCACCACCACGCUCACCUGGAUCCUCCUCAAAAACUGCCUGUGCACGCACAGUCAGAGGAAGCGCAAGAGGUCGCGGAUCGAGAGGAGGUUCAGAGCGACCUGAGUGACCUCGCACUGGGCCGACACCGUCCCCCAAAGUGCUGCCCGACCUGUGACGUCCUGUUUGUAUACCUGGCUGAAUACUAGCUCGUAGUAGGAAUCUCUUAGUCCUUGGCUUCUGGAGACUGAGAAGCAUUUUUCAUUGGGGAAUAUCUUUAAACUGCCAUUAAUGAAUUGGUAGGUAGUUGCUUACCACUAACUAUUAUAGAGCAGUUUCCGACACGUUCCACUACACAAGUUGACUGAUUACUCAGGAAAGUAUAUGGCGCAUAGAGGGACACACACAGUUCUAAGGGCAAAAUUGUUUUUGUCGUGUUACUGUGCCAAAAAAAUGGCAAAGUAGUUGAAUUUCUUGACAUGGAGAAAGGUGAAGGGAGCUUUUGAAAGUUUUCGUGUGCCUGUGAAAGCUAGAAGGAAACAUCGGCAAGACUGCACUACUUGCGCGCGCUGUAGCCGUCUCUGCGGGCGGCUCUUCGUGUUUACAGCUGAAACGUCCCGUGACAUGAAACUGCCUGCACGCACUGUAGUAUCGGAAACGUGUGGCUCGCAUUUCCUUAUCCGUCUGCUCUUCCUCAGUGUUGAAAUAAGUUAUUUCCCGAUCUUGCCAGCGCUAGCUGAUACAAAGCAGGACUUUGAUGUAUGAACAGAUACGUAAGUGUCUGUCUUUCUCUUGUUGCCGGCCGUAGUGGCCGAGUGGUUCUAGGCACUACAGUCUGGAACCGCGCGACCGCUACGGUCGCAGGUUCGAAUCCUGCCUCAGGCAUGGGUGUGUGUGAUGUCCUUAGGUUA
This is a messenger RNA of Schistocerca americana (American grasshopper), 2424 nucleotides long. RefSeq names its product UDP-glucosyltransferase 2-like. Gene Ontology annotation, molecular function: UDP-glycosyltransferase activity. The record is from RefSeq and is a predicted model, not a curated record. The transcript has 7 exons. Lineage: Eukaryota; Metazoa; Arthropoda; Insecta; Orthoptera; Acrididae. Bases 47 to 1639 code for a protein of 530 amino acids.